AUGUUCAGAUUAUCUUUCGUUGCUAUUUUCAUAUCACUCGUAGCGCUCAACGCUGUAUCUGCACAUCCAGCGCCCCUGGCCAAACGAAACGUUAUAUAUACCUGCGUAUCUUUGCGUAAGGGAGAACGAUGUCUAUCUGGAGAUGACGCAUGUUGUCAUGUGGUCUGUGAAAGGACUGACAUCCCGACGAAUUGCUUCGCGAUUCCUUCAACUCAGUCCAUUCCUUUUUGUGCACACGCAAGAGCUUCAAGACAAGUGCGAAGACCUACACAAGAAACCGGACCCGCCCAAGCCCAAUCCUCCCCCGCCUCCCCCACCACAAAUCGUGCAAGUUACUCAACCACCAGUCGUAGUGACGCCUCCUCCCCCACCGGUCGUAGUGACCCCGCCUCCCCCACCGGUCGUAGUGACCCCGCCUCCCCCACCACCCCCAAACCCGACCGUCGUAUUGACGUCGCCUCCCGCUCAGAUCUACUCCGUGCAGCCACAACCUGGAGUGGUGUAUGUCCAGCCAGCGUCAGUGCCGGCUCCCGCGCAUUGAAAUCACCUGCCUACCAGUUCAUCCCCUUCAUACAAUCAUUUUCACAACAGCGGCAUGAUCUUCAGCUUAACCAAUAG
Molecule: messenger RNA, 618 nt
Organism: Puccinia triticina
Lineage: Eukaryota; Fungi; Basidiomycota; Pucciniomycetes; Pucciniales; Pucciniaceae
Exons: 3
Coding region: 1-618 (205 amino acids)
Source: RefSeq, a predicted model, not a curated record